AUGUCACGCAAACUUUUCUCUCUGAACUCUCUCCUUGAGAGAAGGAAGCCUCAAGACAGAACAGAUGAAUUAGCCAUUGUGAAAGCAGCUGCAUGGGCAUGGUACCAACAUGGUUCAGGCUCUAAAAGAAAGGCUAUGAGUGAGUUUCAUGUUACAAGAACUCAACGUGCUUUUAGGCCUUCUCGUUACAAGUUAGAAGCAAUGAGAAUGACCAAGGAAGCAAAUGAAGGACCCUCAAUUCACACCAACAAAUCUCUUCUUGACACAUACGAAAUACAAAGCAUUUCAAGGCAAUUGGAGAGGCUUAUAGAGUCUGGCCACAACAAACUUGGUAAUGGAAACAACUCUACAAAUAAUGCUGGUUUGAACAAUGGUAAUAGAAGGAUGAUAAAUAAGAAGAAAAGCUUCAGUAAAGGGUUUUGGCCAAGGCAUGUUGUUGUAUGUGGCAGAGUGGAAGAUGUGGUUCUGCCAAGGGCCAAUAGUGCUUUGUGA
Molecule: messenger RNA, 492 nt
Organism: Gastrolobium bilobum
Lineage: Eukaryota; Viridiplantae; Streptophyta; Magnoliopsida; Fabales; Fabaceae
Exons: 1
Coding region: 1-492 (163 amino acids)
Source: RefSeq, a predicted model, not a curated record